AAUACUCGAUCAAAUUUCGUUCACAUUGCUUCCUUCACUUCACCUUUGCUUCUCUAAGCGUGCCGACCCUCUCUCUCUCUCUAAAAACCAAAAGGAAAGAAACGUGUAGCCAACAUUCUGCUCACCUAACUCUUUUUACAGCUCUCUUGGUCUAACAAGUGAAGUACUUGUUAGCUCAAACAUUUUCCUUUUUUUGACCUUGCCCAUUGUAUCUGAAUUCUUAAACAAGAGCGUGUGUGUGUGUGUAUAUAUAUAUACACACACAUACGUUUAGUGGGGUGGGUCCAAAAUCCACCACCAUUCCCGUCUACCUUGACAAUGCGCAACUGGGUUUCACCAGAACUCACCAACACCAACAACAACACAAAUGCACCACCAACCACACUCUUAUGAGUUUGGUUUUGCCUGAGACUUUUUGCUUUCUUUCUGGGUCCAGAGAGAGAGAUUUUGAGAUUUGGGCUGUCAUUAUCUAUGGCUCUGAAUGGUUCACCCAUCUGGGGUUGUGCUAAAACUCCUUCCCAUUUGGGUGUCUCCGAUUGGGGGCCAAGCCGUUCUGGGUUUUCGUUGAAUUUGAGGUGCGACCUUCGAAAAUGGGAAUGUCGUUUCUUGGGUUCUUUGGCGGCGGCUCAGACUCAGAGAGCAACAACUCCUGUUGAUGAUGAGAAGCCGUAUCUGUCUGUGGCUGAUACUUCUGGCCCUAUUCAAAAGGCUCGGAACAAUGAGUCCAGGGGAUUUCACAAGGAUUUGAACCUUCUUCCCAAACCAUUGACUGCAAAUGAUCUCUCUUCGUCUCCGGCAGAUGGUUCAAAAGUGCGAGUUGCUUACCAGGGGUUACCAGGAGCAUAUAGUGAAGCUGCUGCGUUAAAAGCAUAUCCAAAGUGCGAAACUGUCCCAUGUGAGGAGUUUGAAGCUGCUUUCAAGGCAGUUGAAUUAUGGUUAGUAGAUAAGGCAGUUCUUCCUAUUGAGAAUUCUGUUGGGGGAAGCAUCCACCGGAAUUAUGAUUUACUCCUUCGCCAUAGGCUGCACAUAGUUGGUGAAGUGCAGUUGCAAGUGAACCACUGUCUACUGGGAUUUCCCGGUUCAGAAAAAGAAAAGAUAAAACGUGUUUUCAGCCAUCCUCAGGCUCUUGCUCAAUGUGAAAAUAUGCUAAGUAAUUUAGGCGUCAUCAGAAUCAAUACUGAUGACACUGCUGGUGCUGCGAAGAUGGUGGCCUCAAUUGGCGUCAGAGACACUGGAGCUAUUGCGAGUGCUCAAGCUGCAGAAAUAUAUGGGCUUGACGUUCUUGCGGAGAAAAUACAAGAUGAUGACGAUAACAUUACUCGUUUUCUGAUUCUUGCAAGAGAACCCAUCAUUCCAGGAACUGACCGACCAUAUAAGACGAGCAUUGUUUUCAGUUUAGAGGAAGGUCCCGGGGUACUGUUCAAAGCCUUGGCAGUGUUUUCUCUGAGGGAAAUUAACUUGACAAAGAUAGAGAGUCGUCCACAGAAACAGCGGCCACUGCGAGUUGUCGAUGACUCUAAUGAAGGAACUGCCAAGUACUUUGACUACCUCUUUUACGUCGACUUUGAAGCUUCUAUGGCGGAGCUUCGUGCUCAAUAUGCUUUGGCACAUCUUCAGGAAAUUGCGAGAUUUCUUCGUGUCCUGGGCUGUUAUCCAAUGGACAUAAUUCCUUAGAAUAUACAAGGAAAUGACAAUAGUUCUGUCCCAUACAUAUUCAAUAUGGGCAAAAACAUGGAAGAUAAUUCGACCUCCUAUGUUGUAAAUACGAAAUUAUGAUCUUUGUGUGAGCCAAUGCCACAAGAGAAUAAAAAACCUUGGAUCACCGAUAAAUUUUCCAAGCUAGGGAGCAGAAAUUCCAUUCAAAAGUGUUCUUAUUUUUGUUUAUCUGGAAAUGUAUAUCAUUCUUUUUGUUCGUCGACUGAAGGCUACCGGGACACUGCCACUGCCACCGCCGAUGUAACUAGGAGAGUCUCAAGCUUACAUAGUUCAGUUCUCUUCUUAUUUCCUUUUUGUGUUCUGGACUUUGUUUGUUUAACUUGGUGGUUAUUGAUGAUUUUUCUCACA
Morus notabilis is the source of this 2064-nucleotide messenger RNA. Its product is annotated as arogenate dehydratase/prephenate dehydratase 1, chloroplastic. Gene Ontology annotation, biological process: L-phenylalanine biosynthetic process. Gene Ontology annotation, molecular function: arogenate dehydratase activity; prephenate dehydratase activity. The record is from RefSeq and is a predicted model, not a curated record. Bases 472 to 1674 code for a protein of 400 amino acids. NCBI's taxonomy places the organism in Eukaryota, Viridiplantae, Streptophyta, Magnoliopsida, Rosales, Moraceae. The transcript has 11 exons. Gene Ontology annotation, cellular component: chloroplast; cytoplasm.